Molecule: messenger RNA, 2112 nt
Organism: Myripristis murdjan (pinecone soldierfish)
Lineage: Eukaryota; Metazoa; Chordata; Actinopteri; Holocentriformes; Holocentridae
Product: zinc finger protein ZIC 4-like
Exons: 3
Coding region: 203-1516 (437 amino acids)
Biological process (GO): regulation of transcription by RNA polymerase II
Cellular component (GO): nucleus
Molecular function (GO): DNA-binding transcription factor activity, RNA polymerase II-specific; RNA polymerase II cis-regulatory region sequence-specific DNA binding
Source: RefSeq, a predicted model, not a curated record
CAAACCUGCUGGCAUAAAGAUACCGUUACGGAGCAUCGGGUUUUGUAAUAAUUUGACUGAGGUAACUUUGAUGAGCGACUUAUUUUGCACUUCUACACGCUCGUCUUCUUUGUAUAGAGAGAGUGGAUUGCUGUAUGGAGGUCAUGUCGUCCUCUGACCAUCUUCACUUUUAAAUAUUUGACUACGCAUCCGGUUCCACCUCAUGUUUGUGGAGGCUGAUUUGCAGAGAAGAAGCCCCGGGACCUGCGCUGCGUUUCUUCCCAGACACUCCAGCACCCACGACAUGCAACAACUGGACCGGGAGCCCGGAGCGUUUAUGGAUGUAGGUGUGCAGUUACACAUGGGUACCGCAUAUAAACUGAGCCCCGACCACCACCACCAGCUCCCUACACAGGGCCCGACUGUAGCAGCCUUCCAUACCCAAGGCGUGUCCCAGGCGCCCACAUUCGCUAGCUCCACCAGAGAUUUUCUGUUAAGAAACCGGGGCUUUGGGGCAGAGUCACCCUCCGGGCCGUCCGGUGACCACCAGGUGCAGCAACACUUCCUCCGGACUAUGGCUGGCCCUCUGCACCAGCACACGGGCGGGGACGCACAGCCCCAGGGACACAGCCACCUCCUUUUCCACGGGCUCCAUGAGCAGCAGCUAGGCGGGAGGCUGGCCGGCCUGGCCGCGGGGGUCAGUGACAUGUUUGGUCGGGAGCAGUUCCACCAUCUGCCCGGAGCUAAAGCUGACCCUUACGUCCAGUAUGGGGCGGCAAUGGCGACUGGGCUGAACAUGGGGAUAGGGGUGGCCCACCACCCAACCGGGGCGUUCUUCCGGUACAUGCGACAGCAGUGCAUCAAGCAGGAGCUGGUUUGUAAGUGGGCCGAGCCUAACCAGACUGGAACAACCGAUUCCCGCUGCUGUGGGAAGACCUAUGGCACUAUGCAUGAGCUAGUCACGCACGUCUCCGUGGAGCACGUGGGGGGUCCGGAUCAGAACCACCACGUUUGCUUCUGGGAGGACUGUCCGCGCGACACCAAGCCAUUCAAGGCCAAAUACAAGCUGGUCAACCACAUCCGCGUGCACACCGGAGAGAAGCCGUUUCCAUGUCCUUUCACUGGCUGCUGCAAGGUUUUCGCCCGCUCAGAGAACUUGAAGAUACACAAACGGACACAUACCGGGGAGAAGCCGUUUGUGUGUGAUUUCUUCGGCUGCGACAGACGCUUUGCUAACAGCAGUGACCGCAAGAAACAUAUGCAUGUUCACACGUCCGACAAGCCAUAUGUGUGCAGGGUGUGUGCCAAGUCCUACACUCACCCCAGCUCCCUGAGGAAACACAUGAAGGUCCAUGACUCUUCGUCUUCUCUGUUGACCUCUGACGGAUCUCCGGCGGCCAGCAGCGGCUAUGAGUCCUCCACUCCCCCCGGUAUGGUGUCUCCUGGGUCGGACACGCAGGACAUGUCUCCGGACUCCGCGGUCAUCAACAGUUCUCACAAUUCCAUCUCGUCAAACUUCAGCGAGUGGUACGUCUGAAGACGAGAGCUUAGACAGAGAGACAAAACUGAGACUAAACCUACCUGCUUAUUAAAAGAUACCCCAUGGCUGUGCGGAGAUUUCCCCCAGUUUCCUAUGGCCAAACGGACGCUGUUCGCGCAUGGAAAUUUAAGAAUAAUAAUAAUUUAAAAAAAAAAAAAAAACUGGACUAACUGCUGGAUCCAUUUUUCUGUUCUUACGUCAGUAUUAUGUGGAACUGGACAAUGUUUGCGCUAGUCCCGGAGUGACUCUGAAGUCAGCGUAGCUGCCCAAGUUAAACAUAUUGUGCCUCUUUGUCCAUACAUGGAAAAUGUUAAAAUAAAAAAUCCACUUGUUUCAGUCUCCCUGAAAUUGAAAUAUUUAGAGAUCUAUUUUGUAAAGUGUAUAGAACUAAUCCCGACCUCCUUGCAUCUAAAAAUGUCUUCCUUUUCACUGGUUAUAUGUGAAUGUGUUGGUAAAAUUAUUCACUUGGCUCCAUUACAAUGUAUUACAAUGUAUUUCUUUUGGAUAUAAUGUCAGUCCUAUAAGCCUGGACCAGAGCACAAAUCACGCUCGUAGAAAACGGCGGAAGUUUUCUUUGUAUAGAAACUUGAAAU